Messenger RNA from Acyrthosiphon pisum (pea aphid), 930 nucleotides. RefSeq names its product zinc finger protein 436-like. Gene Ontology annotation, biological process: regulation of transcription by RNA polymerase II. Lineage: Eukaryota; Metazoa; Arthropoda; Insecta; Hemiptera; Aphididae. The record is from RefSeq and is a predicted model, not a curated record. Gene Ontology annotation, molecular function: DNA-binding transcription factor activity, RNA polymerase II-specific; RNA polymerase II cis-regulatory region sequence-specific DNA binding. The coding region runs from base 1 to 930 and encodes 309 amino acids. The transcript has a single exon.
AUGUAUUUUGGCCAAUAUUGUAAUCAAACAUUUAACAACGUUAACGGUGUACACAGUCGCAAAAAUUUUCUCACUGGAAACACUCCUCUCCAGUGCGACGUUUGCUUUAGAACGUUUAGUUGUAAAUCCAAAUUGCAUAUACAUAAAAGAACGCAUACUGGGGAAAAACCAUAUGCGUGCGAUGUUUGUGGCCAAUCAUUUUCGAGGAAAGAUCAUUUGGGUAGUCAUGGAAGAACGCAUACUGGGAAGGAACCAUAUGCGUGCGACGUUUGUGGCCAAUCAUUUACGCAGCAAGCAACUUUGGUUUCACAUAAAAGAACGCAUACUGGGGAGAAGCCAUAUUCUUGCAACGUUUGUUGUCAAUCAUUUUUGCUUAAGUCAACAUUGGUUUCACAUACAAGAACGCAUACUGGGGAGAAACCAUAUGUGUGCGAUUUUUGUGGCCAAUCAUUUACGCAGCAAACAGAUUUGGUUAGACAUGGAAGAACGCAUACUGGGGAGAAGCCAUAUUCUUGCAACGUUUGUUGUCAAUCAUUUUCGCUUAAGUCAUCAUUAGUUAGACAUGGAAGAACGCACACUGGGGAGAAGCCAUAUUCUUGCAACGUUUGUUGUCAAUCAUUUUCGCUUAAGUCAUCAUUAGUUAGACAUGGAAGAACGCACACUGGGGAGAAGCCAUAUUCUUGCAACGUUUGUUGUGAAUCAUUUUCGCAGAAGACAACAUUGGAUAGACAUAAAAGAACGCACACUGGAGAGAAACCAUAUGCGUGCAACGUUUGUGGCCGAUCAUUUGCUCGACAAUCAGCUUUGGUUGUACAUUAUAGAAUACACACAGGUGAAAGACCAUACGAGUGCGGCCAGUGUGAAAAAAAGUUCUCAACAAGCGGUAAUUGUUCAGAACAUACACGAAGAGUUCAUAUCAAAUGUUUUUAA